UUGGGAGGAAGAGCGUUUCCUGUGUUUCAGCCAAUCAGAACGAUUUCCACUUUGUAGACUUUGAUGAUCUGUGACUGAAUCUUCAUUUGGGUGAGAAUACAUCAAGACAAGGGUGCUGUACCACAAUGUCUGAACGACUGGCUGCUUUGAUUCUUCUUAGUACAGUGUACUUGAUUGAAACUGCAGAGGUUCGUCGGCCGAGCUCUGUGACUGUGGUUGAAGUAGGUGGGAAUUAUACUUUGCGAUGUCCAGUCUCUCAGGAGGGCAAAUUCUUUCAGUUCUAUAAGCUGCCUCCUGGUUAUAUGAUCCAAGUAGUUGCUACUGGAUCUUAUAACAACCGAAAACUUGAUGCACAAUUUAACAACUCACGUUUCAACAUCACAGAGGAAAAGACUCAUUAUUUACUUACCAUUAGAAAUAUCAGCAAAGAGGACGAAGCAACAUACUUCUGUCAAACCGGAGCAGCAUACACAUCGAGUGUUGUUAAUGCCGUCUUCUUGGCUGUGAAUGAUCGUAAUCAGCAGAAAUGUGUGAUUGUGAAGCAACGUCCAGAGAGAGCAUCAGUCCAGCCGGGACACUCAGUGACUCUCCAGUGUUCACUUCUCCCCAAGAAAAAAGAAACCAGAGACCAGUGUCCAGGUGAACACAGUGUGUACUGGUUCAGAGCUGGAUCAGGACAAUCUCAUCCAGAAGUCAUUUACACUCACAGGAACAGCAGUGAUGAACAAGAGGAAAGAAGCUGUGUCUACAGUCUGUCCAAAACCAUAACAGACUCCUCUGAUACUGGGACUUACUACUGUGCUGUGGUCUCAUGUGGAGAGAUCCUGUUUGGUGAAGGAACUAAAGUGGAAACAAGAUCACAACUGGACCCAGUUACCAUUGUUCUUGGAGUACUGUUGGCCUGCUGUGUGGUUGUGAAUAUCUUCCUUAUUUUCUACGUAAAUCGAAGGAGAGUUUGUAAACAUUGCAAAGGUUUGGUUUUAUCAGCCGGAGCAAAGACUGCCUCCCAUAAUCCCAGACAUGACAGGACGACAGCGGAUCAACUAACUGACAUGGAUGGUGACGCAGAGGAAGUAAACUAUGCAGCACUGGAUUUCUCUACAAGAAGAGUGAGGAAAAAGAGAGGGUCACCACAAGAGUGUGUGUACUCUGCUGUGAACGCACACUACCACACACAGCACCACCCCUCUUUCUAGGCAGUUCAUGAAUAAUCCAACCUGUCCAAUUGUAAAUCAUGUUUAGCUUUCUUUGAAUAUACUUUGGUUUUACACAGUCCCUUCCUAUAGUUCAAGCUCAUCUUGAUGAAGUUCACCUGAGUUUAUUGCUAAUAAAGUGACUUUCAAGCUAUUCAUUUUA
Molecule: messenger RNA, 1356 nt
Organism: Dicentrarchus labrax (European seabass)
Lineage: Eukaryota; Metazoa; Chordata; Actinopteri; Moronidae
Exons: 6
Coding region: 126-1196 (356 amino acids)
Biological process (GO): response to bacterium
Source: RefSeq, a predicted model, not a curated record